AUGGCUGGGUUGAGCCUCACCAAACUUGCCAAGAAGGCAAAAGCGGAAAGGAUGGCCGCGCGGCGAAGGGCGGAGGAGAUUCGGGCUGCCGAAUCUCAAUCCCAGACCUCCUUGCCUGUUAUUGAGGGGACGACAAAGAACGGAAGUACCGAGGCAGAACCUUUUGUGCAGGCAAGUGUGGAAGCUGAACAAUGGGUGGAGAAAGGCCCUGCCUAUGUCGAGGCUGGCUCAGAAGAACGUGCUGACAAACGACCUCGUUUGGAGGAGUCGGAUGUGAUCGUACCUUUUGUUAUCCAGCCCAAGAUAAAGAAUAUGCCGAUCUUCUCUGAUGCUUCGGUGAUCAAAGAUCCAGUGGUUGCACUCAACUUGGCGACGUCCGUUUCAUUGCUUGCUAACAAGGCGGCUUUUCGGGCAGAGCCGGAUCUGGUUGCAAUUGGGUUGGCCGCGCAAUCGGCUCUUUUGGCCGUCGGAAGAAUAGCCGACAUGGGUCGUCGCUAUCAUGAUGCCGUCAAGCUAAUUGUCCGUUUACAAGCGGAGGUUGAGGGCCAAAGGAGUAGGGCGCAGACGGAGGGCGCCCGUGCCGAGGCCGAGAUGGAGAGAGCCCGCAAUGCUGAAGAAUUGAGAUCAGUCACUGAGAAAAGGGCGGAUGCGAGCGACGACGCACUUAAAUUGGCCCAAGAGGGGAUCUCUAAAUUGGAGGCUCGGUUGGAAGAGAUGAAGACGGCGAAGGAAACGGCCGACCUGAAGGCUUCCAGCGCAUUUGAUGCUGGAAAAAAAUCUGCUUUUGAUGAAUAUCUAGACGAACUUUUUGUCUAG
Messenger RNA from Camellia sinensis, 816 nucleotides. The record is from RefSeq and is a predicted model, not a curated record. NCBI's taxonomy places the organism in Eukaryota, Viridiplantae, Streptophyta, Magnoliopsida, Ericales, Theaceae.